UCUGCGUUUUGGCCGGCGAAUCGCCGAAAUUUCGGUAGCACGCAGUGUGUUUGGUGGCGAGCUUCUACAAGUUGCCGCCAGGGGGACGAGACGGCAUGAGCCGAUCUCCAGUGGUGCCUCUGCGCGGACAAACAGUGAUGUAGUGGGGGUGAGCAGCACCUUGUGUAGCCCUCUCGCUGGUUGAUGGCCUUUUUCGCACCCCGCAUCUGACACUUUCCUCCCUUAUGUGUGCAUCGCCCACACACACACGCCCUCGACUCGCUCGCUUCUCUCUCGUCGGCUGUCACUUCCAGUUGCAACGCAGUCUCGUUGUUCGCUUUAAUCUGCCAACAGCAUGCAACAAUUGAGUCCCCUCGCCUCCGAGCUCGCCACCCGCCUCCGCCGCCUCCUCGCCAAGUGCGAAAAGGCCGGCGUGCCGCCUGCCUCCGUCGCCUCCCUCACGGCCGCCCGGAAGUUGAGGGCGGCCGCCUUCAGCAGGAGCGGCUGCAAGUGGCCACCUCUGAGAGCCACCUGUGUCGCAGGUGCAAUUUUCAUCUGCUGUGUCGGGUGGUUUACGGGGCUGCUCCUCACCCCUGCGGUGGUUUCUACUUACCUGUCUUGGUGGGGAGGAAGCAUCCAAGAUGAGAAGUGCUUGCUGGCGAACCCAGAUUGGUUGCAAGACUCGACUCGGCCUCCUGAAGACUGUUCUAUCUGCGCUGGAGUCGACACGGUGGACCGCGUUUCGCAAAUCUCGCCCCAACUCUUCGAGCAAAAGUACGCAUACAGUGGCCGACCGGUGGUGAUUGAGGACGCUAUGCGCAACUGGACGGCGCCAAGCAUCUUCAGUCUCGACUUCUUGCGGUCCUUAUACAGAGACAGCCCUCAGCCCAACUGCCAGUUCUUCCCGUACAAAACGGAGUUUCGUGGGCUGGCCGAUUUCUUCAACAUGAGCGAGGAGCGAGCGACCGGAAAGCCGUGGUACGUCGGCUGGAGCAACUGCGAUGAUAGAGUGUCACGGCAGCUGCGACAGUAUUACUCUCGGCCGUAUUUUUUGCCGGAAAACUCGGAAAAUAAGCAGAUGGAUUGGAUCUUUAUCGGCAGCCCCGGAUACGGCGCGCACAUGCACGUUGACAACGUAGGAAGUGUUUCGUGGCAAGCGCAGCUCAAAGGCCGAAAGCUGUGGGUUUUGCAGCCACCCCCUGAGUGUCUAUAUCGCUGCUCCAUCAUGCAGACAACUCUCGAGCCGGGAGACAUAAUUGUAUUGGAUACUGAUCGGUGGUAUCAUUCAACGCUGAUAGUCUCCGACGAUAUUUCCAUUACCAUAGGGGCGGAAUUUGAUUAAAAAGCACGCACCGCAUAUACGUUACCUUAGCUGUUCCACGAGAAAUAAAACACGUACGAGAAUAGAAGCAGUAAA
Molecule: messenger RNA, 1396 nt
Organism: Cloeon dipterum
Lineage: Eukaryota; Metazoa; Arthropoda; Insecta; Ephemeroptera; Baetidae
Exons: 7
Coding region: 335-1321 (328 amino acids)
Molecular function (GO): 2-oxoglutarate-dependent dioxygenase activity
Source: RefSeq, a predicted model, not a curated record